AUGGCCUUGCCUGUUGAUAUUCCAGACAUCGAACAUUAUAUGAACUCAUUCCUACUGGAUCAUCGACUGGAGACGCAGAACGAGCCCAUCAUUAAGAGUUCUUCCAAGAAUGACAUCCAGAAGGCCAGAACUAUCAUCACGACCUAUUGGAAAAGUACCGGCGAGCUUGCUGGUGUCAGUACAAGAUACUCAGAGGUAGGCAGCGUGCAGCUCAUUGGAUCCAACCGCGACAUCGCAAAAGCUGAAGAUUUUCAAUUGCCAGACGGUGCAUGGCUUGCUGCUAUCAUUGUGUAUAGCGUGGGUGGACUUGAGAAGAUUGACGACGAUGAUGGUGACAGUGACUGGGCCAGCGAGAGCGAGUGA
This is a messenger RNA of Fusarium oxysporum Fo47, 363 nucleotides long. RefSeq lists its product as uncharacterized. The record is from RefSeq and is a predicted model, not a curated record. Lineage: Eukaryota; Fungi; Ascomycota; Sordariomycetes; Hypocreales; Nectriaceae. Bases 1 to 363 code for a protein of 120 amino acids. The transcript is spliced from 2 exons.